This is a messenger RNA of Cariama cristata (Red-legged seriema), 2760 nucleotides long. RefSeq names its product kinesin family member 27 (gene KIF27). Gene Ontology annotation, molecular function: microtubule motor activity. The record is from RefSeq and is a predicted model, not a curated record. The transcript has 14 exons. The annotation marks the transcript as partial. Gene Ontology annotation, biological process: microtubule-based movement; mitotic spindle organization. NCBI's taxonomy places the organism in Eukaryota, Metazoa, Chordata, Aves, Cariamiformes, Cariamidae.
CAGGCUUUAGUUAUGGAUGAAGAAGUAUUUAGCCAGAAGGAUCAUGAACUGCAGAUACUGCAGAAUCAGAUAAAGACAUUACUACAGGAGAAUGAAGAACAACUAGAACGUUUAAAGGAGGCUCAAGAAACACAUAGAUUACAGAAUGAGAAAAUGGUGGAACAGCAAAUGCUUAUUGAUCAGCUAAAAGAAAAAUUAGAGAAGUUUACAGAUGUGAAAACUUUGGACUUCUCAAGUGCUUGUGGAGGUGGGCCAGCUGUUGUGGCAUCUGCAAGGAGACCAUACAGUGUCCCACUCACAAAGAGUCUGCUACGCUCCCUUCACCCAUCUUCAGGGACUGAGACCCGACAGGUGUAUACCAGCCCCCCUGCCUUCUCCCUGGCCCGGUUAAUGGCAGAAUUCCGUGCUCGCAGCCAGAUGAUACUGAGCAACAUAGAAGGUCAGGAUAAAGUCCUUCACUGCCACCUCUCUGAUCAGAGUGAUGAAGAAGAAGAAAAUACAGGCACCAAAAAGAAAACCUCAUUUAAGCAUUCCAUAAACCGAACAUGGACACAAAAACAGGCUUCUCUAUGUUUUUUUCCUGAUCUAAGUGACGUGAAGUGUCAAGUAGACAAAUCUGGUUUAUCUAACAGAUCUGCACUACAGACUGACACAAUCACAGGUGAAGAGAUUGACAGCCUCCAGAAAAGUCAUGUUUUUAACAUGCAGAAGUUAAAGCGUUCAGAAUUGAGACUCACUGAGGCCGAGCAAAAAAUAAGAGAACUUGCACUUAAUAUCAAAAUGAAAGAGGAACUUAUUCAGGAAUUAGUAAGAACAGGUAAGGAUGCUCGGUCUGUAAGCAGGCAAUAUUCUUUGAAGAUAACUAAACUGGAGCAAGAAUCUGAGCAGGCAAAAAUGGAACUGGCUGAAACACAAAAGCGGCUUCAGGAGCUGGAGAGUAAGGAGCUGAGAGACAUUCCUGAGAAAGCCAAGUUACAAAAAGAGUUCCGGAAGAAGAUGGAUGCAGCUAAGUUGAAAGUGCAGGCCUUACAAAAGAAGCAGCAAGACACUAAGAAUCUGGCUUCGUUAUCUAACCAAAGUGAGAGACAAGCAACAGAACUUGAGCAGAAUGUGGCUCAGAUGAAGCAUCAGCAGACCCAGCUACAGAAGAGACUGUGUGAGGAGAGUGAAAAAAAGAAGCAACUAGAAGCAGAGAUUCAGCGGGACCAGCAACAAAUUAAAGAACUUCAACUAAAGAUGGAGCAACAACAGAAGAUCCUUAAACUUAAGGAUAAAGAGAUUGCUGCAUUUAAAAAGAAAAAAAAUAACUCAGUGGGAACUUCACAGAAGCUACAGAAAUUAGAAGAGCGAAAGAAAUGGCUGGAUGAAGAAAUGGAAAGAAUUCUCCAACAGCACCAACAGUUAGCAGAACUAGAAGAAGAUUUAAAGAAAAGAGAAGCCAUUGUAGCCAAAAAAGAAGCAUUAUUGCAAGAGAAAAGCCACCUGGAAAUCAAGAAACUGAGAUCUAGCCAGGCUUUAAACAAAGAUAGUAUGAAAUUGUCUACUCGCUUAAGUAUGCUGGAUCAGGAACUGUGUGAUAAAGGUAUGCAGCUUCAGGGCAGCACCACUGAAGAUAAGACAGACAUUUUGGAAAAAAUUCAGGUUCUUCAGACUGAAAGGGAUCAGCUGCUCAGAAGAAGAAAUAGUGUGGAUGAAAAACUAAAAGAUGGUAAAGUGUUGUCAACUGAAGAAGAACACGUCCUUUUCCAGCUGGAAGAAGGAAUUGAAGCCCUGGAGGCUGCUAUUGAUUACAAGAAUGAAAGUAUUCAGAAUCGCCAGCACUUACUUAGGUCAUCUCAGAUUCUUUCACAGAGCGAGAAUAAUGUAAUAGGAAAACUAGUUUCCCUAUCUGCUGCUGAGCUCAGAGCUAUCAUCUUCAAAUAUUUCAACAAGAUUGUUGGCCUACGUGAGUCUGAACGUAAAUUACAACUGCAGAUUGAAGAACAGGAAAUGAAGGUCAUAGACCAGGAAAACAUAGUUCGUGAAUUAGAAUCUGCACUUGAGCAUGUCAAGUUGCAGUGCGACAGGCAGCUGACCCUACAGCACAAAGAACAUGAGAAAAAACUACAGUUAAUACUGUAUCAUUUCAAAGAACAAGAUAGUGAAGGUAUUGCUGAAACCUUGAAAGGGUAUGAAGUAAAAGUCCAGCAACUGGAAAAGGACUUAUUUUUCUAUAAGAAAACCAGCAGAGAGCUGAAGAAGAAAUUGAAGGGCCUCUUUGGAGAGUCAUCCCAUCAGUUAUUGGCAUCCACUAAAUAUAACAGUUCUGGUGACAAGGCAUCCAGUCAAGAUGGAGCAGAAAUUGCUUCUGAAGAGUUCAAGUUGACACUUAACCCUGAAACCAACAGUCAAACAAGGAAAAUAAAAGAAACAGAUAGAACAAGUGUUUUAAGAGCACAGCAGAAUUCAUACAAGCUUGGAGAAGAUGUUUCAGAAUUUGGGUUCAACAAAGAAUGUUUGUCGAGCAGUAGUGAUGACAAAACAGGAACAGAUGAAGCUCAGCCUUCAGAAUCUCAUCCUCAGCUACCUUCUGUCAUCCAGAGAAGAGAGACCGUAACACAGUUUCAAGGAGUAACUCCAGUAAAAGUAUCUCGCCGAGAGCUACGUCAUAUUCCUCCCUCUGAAUUAUCUUUGAGACGCUCAAGCCUUGGAGUUGGUGUCAGUUUUACUGCUCCAGAUUCCAUCAAAAUAGACAAAAAGUCCAAUGUCACUAAGAUGUAG